UAUCCGGAGGAGGAAGAAAGCCAGUUUAUAGUUCGAAACUAACUCAUCUUAAAAUAACACACUACCAGCUUUCAAGGCUCCGGCAACUUGAUCUUAGCUGUUGUGAAAUUACCGAUAUAAUUAUCGAAGAAAUUGCUAGAUCAUCCCUUAAUUUAAAAUAUCUUAAUCUGAGAAGGUGUUAUAAAAUUAGCAAAGAGGCUGUAGAUCAGGUCGUUUCACUUAAUCCCAAAAUCAAUAUCGUGAAUUUUGUGGAUACUAUAAUACCUCCUGAUUUUAUUAGCGCAUUUAGUGAUUUUCUUGGUCAACAUGCUAAUAAUCAGAAUUCAGUUCUAUCUCAGAUAUACUGGCAACCUAAUUCCACCUUAAU
Messenger RNA from Funneliformis geosporum, 367 nucleotides. The record is from the annotation of a GenBank genome assembly. Lineage: Eukaryota; Fungi; Glomeromycota; Glomeromycetes; Glomerales; Glomeraceae.